GCGUAGACCUGGAAAUGCUAGCCAUUUGGGGAUUUUUGGUUAACGUAGGGCCUUAUGACCCUUGCUAGGACGUUUUUGUGUCUGAUUUUGGAAGUUGUGGUUGAUUGAGGUCAGUUUGUGUAAUUUUGUCUUAAUAGGGGUAGGAGUAAUUGGAUGAUGGGAAUAAGUGUACUAGGUGGAAAAAUGCACACGCUUGCAGCAACAAAUGCACGGUGAUCUGUUUGAUGCGCUGUCUAGAGCCACUAGAGUUGCAGGGAAUUGUGGAGGGUUACUCCACUAGUUUGGUUUGCCUUGCUGGUGCGGGGGAAGUUGAUGGAAUCAUUUCCUUCAGUAAAAAACAUUCUUCUUCUAGACUCAGAAGGGAAGCGUGUAGCAGUCAAGUAUUACUCAGAUGAUUGGCCAACAAAUAGUUCAAAGUUAGCUUUUGAAAAAUCUGUUUUUACUAAGACUUUUAAGUCUAAUGCUCGGGCAGAAGCGGAGAUAGCUAUGUUCGAGAACAACAUUGUUAUUUACAAGUUUGUGCAGGACCUGCACUUCUUUGUGACUGGAGGUGAUGAUGAAAAUGAACUCAUCUUAGCCACAGUUCUUCAGGGAUUCUUUGAUGCAGUUGCCCUUCUCUUGAGGAACAAUGUUGACAAAAUGGAGGCACUUGAGAACUUGGAUCUCAUUCUCUUAUGCCUUGAUGAGAUUGUUGAUGGAGGGAUGAUACUUGAAACAGAUGCCAGUGUCAUUGCAGGAAAAGUUGCGACCCAGAGCAUGGAAGCUGACGCACCAUUGUCUGAGCAAACUAUAACUCAAGCAUGGGCCACGGCACGUGAGCAUUUGACAAGAUCCCUUCUCAAAUGAUUUAUGCCGCCGACACCACAGAGGAUUUGUCAGAUUGAGUUGGAUUCUUUUGGUUGUUGAAAUUUCAGCUUCUGCAGCUGCGAAAUUUCCUUCUUUUUCCUUU
Juglans microcarpa x Juglans regia is the source of this 949-nucleotide messenger RNA. RefSeq names its product coatomer subunit zeta-3-like. The record is from RefSeq and is a predicted model, not a curated record. The coding region runs from base 313 to 846 and encodes 177 amino acids. The transcript is spliced from 6 exons. Gene Ontology annotation, biological process: retrograde vesicle-mediated transport, Golgi to endoplasmic reticulum; intracellular protein transport; intra-Golgi vesicle-mediated transport. Gene Ontology annotation, cellular component: COPI vesicle coat. NCBI's taxonomy places the organism in Eukaryota, Viridiplantae, Streptophyta, Magnoliopsida, Fagales, Juglandaceae.